This is a messenger RNA of Onychomys torridus (southern grasshopper mouse), 4847 nucleotides long. RefSeq names its product LMBR1 domain containing 2 (gene Lmbrd2). Gene Ontology annotation, cellular component: membrane. Gene Ontology annotation, biological process: adrenergic receptor signaling pathway. The coding region runs from base 236 to 2320 and encodes 694 amino acids. The transcript is spliced from 18 exons. The record is from RefSeq and is a predicted model, not a curated record. Lineage: Eukaryota; Metazoa; Chordata; Mammalia; Rodentia; Cricetidae.
UGUCAGCCGAUUGACUGGGUUCGGCUUUUUUUUUUUUUUUUCCUUCUCCCGGAGCCCACAGGCCUUCGGGGUGACUACCGCCGCGGUCGCCCCGGACUGCGGGUCUCUGACCCCGGCCGGCUGCGGCGGACGCGAAGCUUCUCCCGUCCCUUCCAGACGCUGUCUGGCGAGAUCCUACGAUAUGAUCCAGAACUGUACAUGAAUCACAUUAGUUGGAGAUCGUGAGCAUUCAAUAAUGAGUGGUGCAGCUUUAGGACUUGAGAUUGUUUUUGUCUUUUUUCUGGCAUUGUUCCUCCUUCAUCGAUAUGGAGACUUUAAGAAACAGCAUAGACUUGUAAUCAUUGGAACACUGCUUGCUUGGUAUCUCUGCUUUCUUAUUGUCUUCAUACUGCCACUGGAUGUUAGCACGACAAUAUACAACCGAUGCAGACAUGCUGCUGCAAAUUCCAGCCCUCCAGAAAAUAAUAAUGUUACGGGAGUGUAUGCACCUGUCACCCCAGCUACGAGACAACACCCAUGUUUCAAGCCAUGGAGUUACAUUCCAGACGGGAUCAUGCCAAUUUUCUGGAGGGUAGUUUAUUGGACAUCACAGUUUUUAACGUGGAUUCUGUUACCUUUUAUGCAGUCAUAUGCAAGAUCUGGAGGAUUUUCCAUCACUGGAAAGAUAAAAACAGCCCUGAUUGAGAAUGCAAUCUAUUAUGGCACUUACUUGCUGAUAUUUGGAGCAUUCCUAAUUUAUGUGGCUGUAAACCCACGUUUGCAUUUAGAAUGGAACCAACUUCAGACUAUUGGGAUAGCUGCUGCCAACACAUGGGGUCUGUUUCUUCUUGUGUUAUUAUUGGGGUAUGGCCUGGUGGAGAUUCCUCGGUCAUAUUGGAAUGGAGCCAAAAGGGGUUAUCUACUUAUGAAGACUUACUUUAAGGCAGCAAAACUGAUGACAGAGAAAGCAGAUGCAGAAGAGAAUUUGGAGGAUGUAAUGGAGGAGGUUCGUAAAGUAAAUGAAAGCAUUAAGUAUAACCACCCAUUGAGAAAAUGUGUUGAUACAAUACUUAAAAAGUGCCCUACAGAUUAUCAGGAAAAGAUGGGUAGAAAUAUGGAUGAUUAUGAAGAUUUUGAUGAAAAGCGUAAUACCUACCCAAGUGAAAAAAGCUUGGUAAAAUUGCAUAAACAGGUUAUUUAUUCAGUUCAAAGACACCGUCGAACUCAAGUGCAAUGGCAGAUUCUUUUGGAACAGGCAUUCUAUCUAGAAGAUGUAGCAAAAAAUGAAACUAGUGCAACUCAUCAAUUUGUUCACACCUUUCAAUCACCUGAGCCAGAAAAUCGAUUUAUCCAAUAUUUUUAUAAUCCUACAGUUGAAUGGUAUUGGGAAUGCCUGUUGCGGCCAUGGUUUCACAGGAUCCUUGCUGUGGUUCUGUCCAUCUUCUCUGUGAUCGUUGUCUGGUCAGAGUGCACCUUCUUCAGCACGACUCCUGUCUUAUCUCUCUUUGCCGUCUUCAUACAGCUGGCAGAAAAAACAUACAACUAUAUUUACAUUGAGAUUGCUUGCUUCCUUUCCAUCUUCUUCUUAAGUAUCUGUGUUUACUCUACUGUGUUCAGAAUUCGAGUAUUUAAUUACUACUACUUGGCUUCACAUCAUCAGACUGAUGCUUACAGUCUUCUUUUCAGUGGCAUGUUAUUUUGCCGUUUGACUCCCCCUUUAUGUCUUAACUUCUUGGGAUUGACCCAUAUGGAUUCAUCCAUCUCUCAUCAGAAUACCCAGCCAACUGCAUAUACAUCUAUCAUGGGUUCCAUGAAAGUUUUAUCCUUUAUUGCAGAUGGAUUCUAUAUAUAUUAUCCUAUGUUGGUGGUAAUUCUCUGCAUUGCUACAUACUUUAGUUUGGGAACCCGUUGUUUGAAUCUACUUGGUUUCCAGCAGUUCAUGGGAGAUAACGAUAUGACAUCAGAUCUAGUUGAUGAAGGAAAAGAAUUAAUCAGACGAGAGAAAAGAAAAAGACAAAGGCAAGAGGAAGGUGAAAAUCGAAGAAGAGAAUGGAAGGAACGUUAUGGACACAACAGAGAAGAUUCCACUAGGAACAGAAAUGUUCAUCCUGACCCCAAAGAGUCAAAUUUUUCAGAUACUACUACCAAUUGGUCAUCCAAGUACACCAGGGCUAAUAACAGAACUGAAAGAGACCGAAUAGAACUUCUCCAGGAUGCAGAACCUUUGGAUUUUAAUGCAGAAACAUUCACUGAUGAUUCUCUGGAACCUGAAUCAGGAAGGUAUCAACCUGGUGGACGAUAUCUCUCUAUGUCUUCCAGCAUAAUAUUUGAAGAUAUCUAAAGUCUGAAGAAAUUCAUGGCUCAACUAACCAAGGUCAUCACAUCAGCUCAGCCUUUAUGAACCUCAUUGUGACCUACAAUUCAUCUGUACUCUCUGAAUAAUGAGGAUAACAAAAAUGGCAUUGAAAUGGAUCCCAUCUUAACAAUAUUAAGUUAUUGUUUGUUAACUAGAGUAUCAUCUUUUUUGAUAAGGAUUUAUUAUAUACCAUCUGAAGUGUCUGCUUUAGAAGUGUAGUUAAAUGGAAGGAUUCAGUUCAUGAUAAAGAGAACACAGUUGGUUUCAAGUUAAUUUUUUUCAGGAGAGUUAUUUUAAAGUUCAAGGAAAUCAUAAGUCAUACUAAAUACUACUAUUUUAUAACUGUAAUUUAAAUUUAUUCAACCUACAUUUCCCAAAGAAGUGAAAGUGAACUGAGACCUCAGAUAAUUACUGUCUUUACAAAACCCAUGUCUUAAAAUAAGGCUUCCUUAUCAGACAUAACUGAAUGUAAACACCUCUUCUUCUGCUCUGUAUACAAAGUAGUGGGAUUUUGCAUGUGUAAUUAAGAUUAUUCUUCAAUUGAUAGUGUUAGUGUCUUUGGCAUGUGUAUUCUAAUUGAGUGAGGUGUUAUUUUCAUUCUUUGUGGUAACUAGAUCUUUUUAUGGUUUUGAUAUUAUUGCUUCACAAAGUAUUUUCACUUCAGAGAAAACUAUUCACCUUUAGCAUUUAGCAUACUGACUUGACACUGAUCACUCCAGGCAAGAAAAAAAUAAUAAAUAUUAAGGAUGGAUAAUAUAUAUAUAUAUAUAUAUAUAUAUAUAUAUAUAUACAUAUCCAAGAAUUCCCCAAAUUCUGUAAUACUUAAAAGAUGCCUGUUAAUACUCCUUGAAAAGAAAGUAUUUGGCUAUUUUGGCUAUUCAGAGGUAAAAAGAAAAAUAAUCCAUUCAUGAUUAUUGCUAGCAUUAAAAUUUUAACUUAACAAACAAAUGUAUUAGAAUGAAAUUUGUAGUAAUUUCUUUUUUUAAACAUGCUUAUUAUUUUAAAUUGGUUGUUUCAACCUUUGCAUUUAAGCCAAAGUUGAGUAUUAUGUUUUAAAGAGCCAGUGUUUUAUUACAAAGUGAACAUGAUUUGAGCACAACAUGUUUGCAGGGAUUGUUCUAUGGUCCUGAAAUAUUUGUGUUUCUUACAGAAUCAUUCUACAUGAAUGACCAGAUUUGAACUUGUCCAGACAGUCUCGCGCCUAUUUUCCUUGCAAUUAUUCCAACUUUGCCAUAUGUUGAGGACAUAGUUCUAUAUAGGUACUGAAAGGAAGGAUGCAUCAUUCCUCAUUAUCUUUCUUUUUUAAUGGUCGUAUUUUGUGUAGCCUUUCAAAUAGAGCCCCUUUUAAAUAAUUAUCAAUAGACACUCUGAAUUGAAGGUUGCAUGCCUUCUUAAUUCAAGGACACAAAAGGCAUAUAACCUUUUACUGUGAAUUGCGGUCAGAGAGCAGUUGACCAGAGCAGUGAUAAUGUAAUGCUGUUUAUAAUUUUGUGAUUGGUUCCUGAAAUACCUUGGGCAGAUCAUGGAACCUUUCAGUGCCUCAAUUUCUUCAUUUUUCAGAAUGAAGGACGUAUUUGCUACUUACCCACUGAUCUACCUCACGAAACUGUAGUGAGGGGGUUCGAUUGAUGAUUGUGUGCUGAGGUUUAUGCUGGGCUGUUUUAUUUGUUUGUACUUGUUUUUUUAAGUAGUUCUUUGAAGGAGAAAAGGAUGAUUAUCACAGUAAGGGGUCUUUGAGAAGCUUUAAAAUCCCCAAAGCAAAAUGAACUAAUUAGUCUAAAGUCCCUGAAAUAGUAUUUCAUCAUUUUUUCUGUGGAUUUACUUUGAAAUAUUUUUCUUAAAUAUGAUUUUUGUUAAAUAUUUUCUUCAUACUCAGAUGCUAUUGUUGUAAGAGAAGGAAUAGAAAGAGAAGAAGUGUUCAAUUUUACAAAUAAUUUUGGUAAUACACUAAACAAUUGAUAGGGAUGCUUAAAGGAAUCAGGUCUUUCCUUGAAGUCACACUAAUGGCAGCAUACGGUUAUAGCUGUAGGUACAGAUACAUACAUGCACACACGUCUACUGGGUUCCUUAUGGCUUUUGAGUUACUUCCACAGUGAAGUUUUGUUCCAGUGAUCAAAAUUUUAAAGAGUUUCUCUUACAGGAUUUUGUAUGCAACAAUGUAGAAAAGUUACUUUGCUGAGUAAAUUUGUUUAUAGAAGGCAAUGAUUUCAUGCUAGAAGAUUGAGUUUAUUUCUGAGGAAUUAAGUUAAUAUUUAUUAAGCUUUGUGUAAAGCAUUGAUAGUAUGUACAAUAUUUUUGUUUUUGAGACACUUAUUAAUAUGUAAUGAUAUAGUCACAAAAAUAUUACUGCAGAGUUCAUAUGCUUUACGUGCAAAAUGGUUUUCUUAAAGAAUUAUUUCUGAUACUUUUUCCUGUCUUUCUUACAUGCUAAUAAAUAUUUGAUUGGAAUGAUCUAAAGUUUAGGUUUUUUGAUACAGGGUCUCAUGUAGCCCAGGCUGGCCUCAAACUGUCU